AUGGGGUCGGGCUAUGGAGGUGCUGGUUUUGGCAGCAGGGGUGGUGGAGCUCUGGGGACCUGCACACCCGUUGCCAAGGUCACAGUCAAUGAGCAUCUGCUCCAGCUGCUCGAGCUGGAGAUGGACCCAAACCUUCACUCUGUGAAGUAUCAGGAAAAGGAGCAGAUCAAGACCUUCAAUAACAAACUUGCAUUUUUCAUUGACAAGGUCAAGUUUCUGGAGCAACAGAACAAGGUGCGGGAGACCAAAUGGGGAUUUCUACAGGAACAGAAGUGUUACAGGAGCAACAUCGAGCCAAUGUUUGAAAGUUAUAUUGGCAACUUGAAGAGGCAGCUGCAUGUUCUGGGAAGCGACAGAGCCAAGCUGGAAACAGAACUGAGCACCAUGCAGGGUAUCAUGGAAGAUCACAAGAAAAAGUAUGAAGAGGAAACCCACUGGCAAAUUGCAGAGAAUGAGUUUGUCAUGAUCAAAAAGGACGCGGAUUGCGCCUAUGUGAACAAAGCUGAGCUGGAAGCCAAGGUGGAGUCCUUCAUCCAACAGAUCAACUGCCUGAGGAGCCUGUAUGAAGUGCGCCAAGCGUCCAUUUCAGACACCUAUGUUAUUGUGCAAAUGGCCAACAGCUGAAGCCUGGACACGGACGACAUCAUCGCUGAUGUCAAAGCUCAGUAUGACAACACUGCCAAAAGAAGCUGGGCUGAUGCAGAGUCCUGGUACUACAGCAAGUAUGAGGAACCGAGAGAAACCACUGGCAAACACGACGACAGCUUGCGUAACACAAAGAAUGAAAUUGUGGAGCUGAAUCGGGUGAUUCAGAGACUGACUGGAGAACACGAAAACACCAAAGCCCAGAGACGCAAACUGGAAGGAGCCAUGGCUGAAACUGAGGAGCACAGGGAAGCGAUUGGCAAGGAUGCAAAGUGCAAACUCUCCAGGCUGGAGGUAUCCCUGCAGAAGGUGAAGCAGGACAUGGCCCAUGAGUACCAGAAGCUCAUGAAUGUCAACCCAGCCCUGGACAUUGAGAUUGCAACCUACAAGAAGCUGCUGGAUGGAGAGGAGAGCAGGUAG
This is a messenger RNA of Haliaeetus leucocephalus (bald eagle), 1065 nucleotides long. RefSeq names its product keratin, type II cytoskeletal cochleal-like. Gene Ontology annotation, biological process: intermediate filament organization; keratinization. Gene Ontology annotation, cellular component: keratin filament. The record is from RefSeq and is a predicted model, not a curated record. Gene Ontology annotation, molecular function: structural constituent of skin epidermis. Lineage: Eukaryota; Metazoa; Chordata; Aves; Accipitriformes; Accipitridae.